Anguilla anguilla (European eel) is the source of this 5927-nucleotide messenger RNA. RefSeq names its product tectonin beta-propeller repeat containing 1a (gene tecpr1a). The record is from RefSeq and is a predicted model, not a curated record. Gene Ontology annotation, cellular component: membrane. The transcript has 25 exons. Lineage: Eukaryota; Metazoa; Chordata; Actinopteri; Anguilliformes; Anguillidae. Bases 153 to 3734 code for a protein of 1193 amino acids.
GAAAGUAUCUCGACUUCCGGUCGUGAUAUAGGAAGAAGUCCGAAUGUAAAUAGUGAAUGUGUUUGACGUAAAGUGUGGGGAAGUAAAUAGCCGACUGCACUAUUACUUUAAUCACUCUUAAACGUGUAUGAAAGGGAAUCAAAGGGCACACCAUGCCUAGCUCCCUCCUGUGGGCAGUGGACGUGUACGGGAGGGUGUACAGCCUGUCAACCGCGGGUCAGCAGUGGGAGCAGUGCAAGGAUGCGCAUCUGGAGUUCAAGCGCGUCACGGCCGUGCAGCAGUGCUGCUGGGGCAUUGCCUGCGACCACCAGAUCUACCUGAACGUCCACGCCAGCGACGUGCCCAUUCGCUACCAGGAGGAGACCUACGAGAACCAGCGCUGGAACCCUGUGGAUGGAUUCUCCGACCGACUGUUGCCGAGCGACCGCUGGCAGUGGAGUGACAUGACGGGACUGAAGCACCAGGCCUUUGACAGCUUCCUUUUGCCCUCGGAGAACUGGGAGUGGGAGGCAGACUGGUAUGUGGAUGAGAACUUUGGAGGAGACCCCACUGAGAAAGGGGGCUGGACAUAUGCAAUCGACUUCCCUGCCUAUUACACCAAAGACAAGAAGUGGAACUCCUGUGUCCGUCGCAGGCGAUGGAUUCGGUACAGGAGGUACAAGGCACGGGACUCCUGGGCCAAGAUCCCCUCAGAGGAAGCCAGACCACUGCCAGAUCCCUUCAAUGACAUCAGCUGUGGAGGCUGGGAGAUCAGUGAUGAGCCGCAGGGCAGGCUGUCCCUAUGGGCUGUGUCACUGCAGGGGAAGGUGUGGUUCAGAGACGGUAUUCACCACCAGAACCCGGAGGGCUCGGGCUGGGAGGAGGUGCAGGUCCCGGGGGAGGUGGUGCAGAUCAGCUGUGGGCCCGGGGAUCUGGUGUGGGCUGUGCUCUGGGAGGGGCAGCUGCUGGUCAGGGAGGGCAUCGGCAGGGACUGCCCCAAAGGGUCCUCCUGGGUGGUGGUGGAGUCUCCGAGCUCUGAGGUCGGUGCCAUCCAUGUGGCUGUGGGCAUCAACGUGGUGUGGGCGGUCACCAAGGACCACAAAGUGUGGUUCAGGCGGGGCAUAAACUCCCAUAAUCCUUGUGGCUCCGGCUGGAUUGGCAUGGUGGGGGAGAUGGUCAUGAUCAACGUGGGGCUCAACGAUCAGGUCUGGGGGAUCAGCCGCGAGGAUCGGGCGGUGUAUUUCCGGCAGGGCGUGACGGCCAGCGAGCUGAGCGGGAAGGCCUGGAGGGCGGUGUCCGUGCCCCGAGACGGAGACCGCUCCCAUUCCAGCGCCAGCACCAGCAGCCUGCCCAGUGCUGGCUGUUUCUUCAGCGGGGAGGUGAGAGUGCAGUCUCAGGGCUCAGUGCUGAGUGACGGGGACCCGGAAGCAGAGAAGGUGGUGGAUGGCGGUCCCACCUCCCCCAAGCCGGAGGAUCCCCCCAAACCGCGCAUCCCCAAGGUGACCAGCGACAGUUUCAUUUCCGAGCUGGUGUCCGACCGCGAGAGCCAGCUGGGCAGGCGCGACGGAGCCGCCACCGUGGCCUCCAUCCAGGAGGAGGAGCAGGGAGGGGAGCAGGAGGGCACAGCUCCCCCGGCCCUGGUGCUGUCGCCCAGCCAGCCUGCCGCCCAGGGCCCCCAGUGGAGCAACGUGGACCUGGAGGAGGCGCAGACCCACCUGGCCGUGGGCCCGGCCUCCGACACGGCCGAGACCGCCAGCCUGUCCUCUGUGGCCACCUACAACCUGGGGCUGGAGGACCCGUACGGCUCGGACGAGCACCCGCUCUGGGCCUGGGUCAGCGGCGGCGGCUGCACCGUGGACUCCCACUCACAGCUCAACUGGUUCAUCACCGCAGGUAUUUCCUCGUCUGCGCAGUCCAUGUCUCUGUCCAUCACUCCUGCGCAGACAGCCGCCUGGCGCAAGCAGAUAUUCGAGCAGCUCAGCGAGAGGUCUAAGAGGGAGAUGGAGAACUUCAGGCACUAUGAGCAAGCCAUCGAGCAGUCGGUGUGGGUGAAGAAGGGCACCAUGCAGUGGUGGAGAGACUGGAAACCGCACAAGUGGGUGGACGUUCGCUUUGCGCUGGAGCAGUUCUCUGGCACCGAUGGCAACAAAGAUGGCAUCCUCUUCAUCUACUACACUUUCAAUGAGGAGAAGAAGUACCUCCAUGCGUUUGUCAAUGAGGUGACCAUCCUGGUUCCAGUGCUCAAUGACACUAAGCACACCUUCGCCAUCUAUACCGCCGAGAGGACUAAGCAGAGGUGGCCGAUCCGCCUGGCAGCUCCGACAGAGCUGGAGAUGCACGACUGGCUGGCCCUGCUCAGCGUAUCCUGCUGUGACUCCAGAGGGAUUCAGGGCCCCCCCUCCAAACAGGCCAUCUGGUCUGUCACCUGCAAAGGGGACAUCUUCGUCAGCGAGCCCUCGCCCAGCCUGGAGGCCUCGCCGUACCCCAUGCCCUGCGACCAGAUGUUCUGGCGGCAGAUCGGGGGCCACCUGCGCACCGUGGAGUGUAACAGCCUGGGCGUGGUGUGGGGGAUCGGGUACGACCACACGGCAUGGGCCUACACCGGGGGCUACGGAGGAGGCUUCUUCCAGGGGCUGGCCAGCAGCACAGACAACAUCUACACACAGACCGAUGUGAAGAGCGUCUAUAUCUAUGAGAAUCAGCGCUGGAAUCCAGUCACAGGAUACACCAACAGAGGCCUGCCCACUGACCGCUACAUGUGGAGCGAUGCCUCGGGCCUGCAGGAGUGCACUAAAACCAACACAAAGCCACCCUCGCCACACUGGACCUGGGUGUCGGACUGGACUAUUGACUACAGUGUCUCUGGAGGGACAGACAGAGAAGGCUGGCAGUAUGCUGGUGACUUCCCAGCGACUUAUCACGGCAAUAAGACCUUGAAGGACUUUGUGCGACGCAGGCGCUGGGCCAGGAAAUGUAAACUCACAACAACGGGCCCAUGGCAGGAAGUCCCACCCAUCCCGCUUUCUGAUGUCACUCUCCUGCCCUGUAUGGCUCAGGCCGAGCUGGAGUACGUGCCACUCUGGGCCAUCAGCAACAAGGGGGACGUCCUGUGUCGCCUCGAAGUCACCACGAAGACCCCAGCCGGGACGUCCUGGCUGCACGUGGGCACGGACCAGCCCUUUAAAUCCAUCUCCAUCGGGGGCGCUCACCAGGUGUGGGCCAUCGCCAGGGACGGCUCUGCCUUCUACCGGGGAUCGGUGUCCGCCCAGAACCCGGCAGGCGACUGCUGGUAUCACAUCCCCUCACCACCCGGCCAGAAGCUCAAACAGGUCUCUGUGGGAAGGACGUCUGUUUACACAGUGGAUGAAAACGGUAACCUGUGGUACAGACAGGGCCUCACACCCAGCUACCCACAGGGCUCUACGUGGGACCACAUCUCCAACAACGUACGCAAAGUAUCUGCUGGGCCCCUGGACCAGGUGUGGAUCAUAGCAGAUAAGGUGCAGGGCAGUCACAGCCUGAGCUGUGGGACAGUGUGUCACCGCCUCGGAGUGCAGCCCAUGGAACCCAAGGGCCAGUCCUGGGACUACGGCAUUGGGGGAGGCUGGGACCACAUCACUGUGAGGGGGAACUCUCUGGAGCCCACACGCUUCAGCAUGGCCGCCCUGGCCGAGAGCUCCGCCCCCCGCCCCGCCCCCCGCAGCCCGCUCACCGUCAGGAACCUGGAGAUGAAUGGAAACGCUGUGCGGUGUUAGAUCCCCCCAUUCUCUCCACUGUAGCUCACCCCCCAGCCUUUUCAAGGUAACCCCCCUCCCUGUUCAUGACAUCACUACGUCCCUCAAUUCCUGCUGACUCACUGUUGCCCUUGAUUCUGUAUCCUUGUUUUUCUCAUUUCCUUUUUUCUCUCCAUUGUCUCUUCAGUCCAGUCAGUUUUCUACUUUCCCGUCAUCAUCUCCCCCCAUCUGUUUUGAGACACUUCGAAAUCUUCUGUUUUCAUGGUUGUAGUUUUUUUUUGUAUUCCCUGAUAGAUUACUAGAGUUACUUUUAAAAUGUUGUGUUGUCACAUAUUUUGAUGUUGUGAAGUCACUUUUUAUGUUUGGUCUUACGUUUUCUGUUAAUUUAUUGACUUUUGUGUGUGGUUACUGCUGUCAUUUAUUAAUGUAGUUUCUUUUUUUUCUUUGAGUCGUGAGGUAUUUUAAUGCAAUACAAAUUAUUGCAACACCUCAAAUCUCUAUAAGAACAUAAAUCUAGAGCCGGCUACCCAAACACUAUGAACAUCUCCCUGAGCAUCACACAUGACCAGCGUAUGAUCAUCUCUCUGUUUCGCGAGCUCACUUCCUUUGUGACCUCAAACGCAUUAUUUAGAGUCAUGUCCACAUACUAGUUUGCUGAUGACUGUUUGGGGAUGCAGAGUGUGUUCUGUGUGACGUGGAGCUUCUCUAACGCAGUGUUUAAAUGAAGUGAGAAAGCACAGCAGGAGUGUUGCUCAGUGCCGUGGAUGCACACCAAGCCCUGAGUUACUGCGCGAGGCGAGAGUAGCCAGGCCUGGCCUUGGAGUACCACUGAUUUUUUCCCCCAGAUCUUUGCUCCAGCAGAACCCAUAACUACAUAUUAAUCAUUGGGUUUGAUGCAGGGCCGUGAUUCAGCGCUGGAGGUAUCUGUGUCUCGCCAUUCAGAAUCAGAAUGUUCAAGCUCAGAUUUUGAAUGAUCAAUCAAACUGUGCAAUCAAGCUCAAAAUCAUAAAGAUCUGUGGCGCUGCAGGACCAGGCCUGCCUACCCUUGAUAUAAAGAAUGUAAAGCACGGCCUUCAUUCCUGCCUGAAGGUUUACUGUGAGAGCCGUGAAUGCCAGUUGCUGGCGACGGGUAUCUUUUUUUUUUUGUACUAGGCCUGCUAAAGUUGGAGGGAACCUAUUAUAGUGGAUAAUGAAAACUGCAAUGCAUCAAAACCAUUUGUGUGCAGCAAUGGAGAAUCUUUUGUUAGGAGUGGAAUAUAUUUUGCUGAACUUUCCUUUGCUGGUUUGUACUUGAUGAAUUAGCCACCAUAAGCACAUGGACGUUUUCUCUGUCGGUGGUCACAUUCAUAGAUUUAUCAAACUCUAAUGUGACUGUCAAAGCCAUUUAUUGUUUUGACAGGUGAUAUGCACAGUAUAAGGUGGAGAAGAAUUGGUGGUGGAAAGGUUAGAUUUUUUCAAUGGUUGUUCUAGUGAAGCUUAAAUGCAAAUCGGUUUCUUUCUCAGGAAAACAUAACACCCCAAAUCUCUCUGUCUGCAUGUCACUGUACUGUAUUUGUUAUUUUAACAUAACUGAAAAGGCUCUAAAGGUGUUGUGUUUAUUAAAAAGGAAAUCUGUAUGUUUGGCAGUUAAAAUAUGUAUAUAAUAUUGUUUACCCAUUCCUGAAAUGAAAGAAAAAUAUUGAUUUUUUUAAAGCACUUUGAGGUUUUCACUGAUGGUGAGUGAUGGUGUGGAGCAGAACUGUGUACUUUAGACAUGAUAUCAUGAUAAAAGAUUAUUACCCGUACUCUUCCUGUUCCAAACUUCUGGGUCAGUUUAAGUUUGCUUAUGUUCCAGAACGUUCCAGAAAGUUGUCUCGUUUUUGUAUAAAUAGCACCAUGCUACUGAUACCACCAAUACAAGCAUUUUGUAUUUAAUGCAAAAAGCUCCCUAUAGGCUGAAAUAUCUCUGCCCACGUUUAAAUGAGAUUUAUUGUUCUCACGUCAUUAUACUGUAUACCUAUAGGCAUUCCAGUCUGAAAUGUUUGUUUUAAGAUGGUCUUUUAAAUAUUAAAAUCUUUUAAAGAUUAUUUAACUUAUUUUAUUGACCAUAUAUGUAUUAGACAGUGAAAACCUGGCAUACUGGUACUGUACACCAGACUAUUAGAAUGUGUUGUGUAUAUUUCUUCCCAGUGUUUGCAUGGUCGGUGUCUUCUCAAUAAAUGUGUUUUAUUGAUA